Molecule: messenger RNA, 1884 nt
Organism: Xyrauchen texanus (razorback sucker)
Lineage: Eukaryota; Metazoa; Chordata; Actinopteri; Cypriniformes; Catostomidae
Gene: pdgfaa
Product: platelet-derived growth factor alpha polypeptide a
Exons: 6
Coding region: 701-1291 (196 amino acids)
Biological process (GO): positive regulation of phosphatidylinositol 3-kinase/protein kinase B signal transduction; platelet-derived growth factor receptor signaling pathway; positive regulation of MAP kinase activity
Cellular component (GO): membrane
Molecular function (GO): growth factor activity; platelet-derived growth factor receptor binding
Source: RefSeq, a predicted model, not a curated record
AGUCAUUUUGUCUUCACUGGGUUGGCAAGGUACACCAACAUCCAUUUUUCACUGACGCGGCGACUUGAAAGGCUCGUGGUUCGGAGAGAUUACCUAGUGUUGAGGGGGCGCAUGAGAUGAGAUGAGAGAAGCGUCCGUUCAUUCACUAGCAGAUCCUCUGAACGCUGCGCAACCUGCUGAAGUUUGAACAAAAUACAUUAUACAAAAAGGCAUACAGCGUGGACAUUAAAGGACUAUUUUGGAUCAAGUUUGGACUCACUGUUACAUUGCUACAGGAACGUUUUCGUUUCCAGGAAUAUAUUUGGAUUUAGAUAUGAAUGAAAUUCACGCGCGAUGCAGCCAAAGGAUAAAAGAUAUUUUAAUAACAAACAAAAAAAAAAUCUGAAAUAAUUUCACAGCAAUGACCAUCUUGACCAAAGUUUUGUGGGUUUGAGCACCUUGUAACGGUUAUUUGUGCUGGACUAUCACAUCUCGCGCGUGCAUUAAUGGAAUAGAAGCGAACUGAUUUCAUAUAGUGUGUCUGAUAUUACACAGCCUGUGUUGGGUUCAUUUUUCUUUCACUGGGUUGUGAAGACUUCAUCAUUGGUGAGAUUUGUCUCCAGAAAGGCAUGUUCCCUGGCUCCACGCCGGUUGGAGCAUCUCUGAGGCUCCGGUCGGGAAGGUUUCGCCUGCGCUGGGACACUUUUGGACCACAGAGGAGAUGAGAACCGCGCGGAUCCACUUUCUCUUCUGCUGCUUCUCACUGCUUUCAGCAGCCGCUGAGGAAGCGCCGAUUCCCAAAGAGCUGAUCGAGCGACUCUCCAACAGCGAGAUCCGCAGCAUCAGCGACCUCCAGCGGAUCCUGGAGAUUGACUUCGUAGAGAAUGAGGUGUUGGAGGAAGUCAAACAAGGCCACCAUAAGGAGCAUCUCUAUGACAACAGACACUUCAAGAACUCACAUGUACACUCUAGACGCAAAAGAAGCAUUGAGGAGGCAGUGCCAGCCAUUUGUAAGACUCGCACUGUGAUCUACGAAAUCCCACGCAGUCAGGUGGACCCCACAGCCGCCAAUUUCCUGAUCUGGCCUCCAUGUGUCGAGGUGAGACGAUGCUCGGGCUGCUGCAACACCAGCAACAUGUGUUGCCACCCCUCCAAAAAGCACCACAGGAAUGUGAAAGUGGCCAAGGUGGAGUAUGUACGCAGGAGACCAAAGCUCCGGGAGGUGCAGGUGCAGCUGGAGGAUCAUCUCGAAUGUGUUUGCACGUCCAAACAUCACACAGAGUCCUGCAUACACACAGCAGAUAUAAGGUGAGCGUGGUACUCGAUAAAAAGCAAUCAGAGGAGGGGAGUGGCAGCCAUUGCUUCCAAUCAGAUAACUGGGACUGCACAACAGUGAGCGAUAUCAUCUGGAAAGACAUGGCAGGCACAAGCUUUUCAACCCUGAAUGAAUCAGGGAGGCCUUUUUGGAUCACUCUGGACAUUUGAUGCACCUUUUAAAAGAGACCCAGACAGACUUUGACUUUGGACUAAAAAUCAAAGGAACUAAACACAAAGACCGCAGUGACAGAGACUCGCAGAGCCUGCAGAUCAUUAGGUGUCGAAACUCUGACAUCCAUUUCUAGAACCUUUUAAAGGGGCAUCUAUUAUAACUGUAUUUGUAUAUCAAAAUCUAUUUUCUCUAGCAAAUAUAUGUAUCAUCAUAUUUUUGUAACUGCUGAUUUUCUAUCAACACUGAUUUUCUCUUGUAUAUGCCGUAGAGUGAACAAGUACAGCAAAACACAAACUACAGUAACUAAUACUAAUAAAGAGCAUACACUGAGUAUACAUUUUACUGAGUUUGUUUGACAGACUGUGCCAAAGAUAUUGAUUAUGUUUUGUGAUAUAUGUGCUAUCUAAUGGUGACAA